This is a messenger RNA of Malus domestica (apple), 1423 nucleotides long. Its product is annotated as senescence-specific cysteine protease SAG12-like. Gene Ontology annotation, molecular function: cysteine-type endopeptidase activity. Gene Ontology annotation, cellular component: lysosome. The record is from RefSeq and is a predicted model, not a curated record. NCBI's taxonomy places the organism in Eukaryota, Viridiplantae, Streptophyta, Magnoliopsida, Rosales, Rosaceae.
CGUAGCAUUCGGGCUAGACUGAUUGAUGAAGUUUACCGUGAAUCAUCAACCUGUGGAAUGUGCCUGGAAAUUUGGCUCCCUUCCAAAUUCCCAUCCUAACAAUUUCAACAAAGUGCACAUGCAGGACAUCCCGAACGUCUUCUAUAUAAACCGGUAAUAUCAUGCUUGCUUCUUCACAUCCAGCUUGCCAAUCACUACUUGAAACAAAGCCAUUGUCGACACAGAGCGCCCUCUCAUCACCGCAAUGGCUUUUGAAAGAAACCUUUUGAUUGUUACCAUACUCAUCACCUUGGGGACCUUGGCAUCUGAAGCCACGUCCCGCACAUUGUACCAAGCUUCCAUUGCUGCAAAACAUGAGCAGUGGAUGAAAAAGCAUGGACGCGUUUACCAGGACAGCGCAGAGAAGGAAAGGCGUUUCCAGAUAUUCAAAAACAAUGUGGAGUUUGUCGAGAAAUUCAACAGUGAAGGGAACAUGACUUACAGCCUAUCCAUCAACCGAUUUUCGGAUAUGACCUAUGACGAAUUCCUCAGGCAUUAUACUGGAUACAAGCAGCCCACUGAAUCAACCUCAUCUGCUGCUGCAUCUUUUACAUACGAAAACCUAAGCCCGGCUGAUGUUCCCCAAAGCAUUGACUGGAGGGAGAAGAGUGCUGUUACUCCAGUAAAAUUUCAAGGGAGCUGUGGUUGUUGCUGGGCAUUUGCCGCAGUGGCAGCAGUCGAAGGGAUUACCCAAAUCAAAACUGGCAAAUUGAUCUCACUGUCUGAGCAACAACUUGUGAACUGUGAUACAGAAAUUAACGAGGGCUGCCAAGGUGGUCGGGCAGUUAAUGCCUUUGCAUACAUUCAACGAAACGGAGGAAUCACCAGUGAAGAAAACUACCCAUACCAGGGUUUAGAUGGCACAUGUGAUAUGAACAAGGCAAAUGAGGCUGCUGCCCACAUAACUGGUUAUGCAGAGGUACCUCCCAACAGUGAAACCGAUCUACUCAAGGCUGUGUCCAUGCAACCAGUCUCCGUUUCCAUCCACGCCUCACCAGCCUUUCAGCAUUAUUCAGGCGGGGUGUUCACCGGUGAUGAUUGUGGGACAAAAUUGAACCACGCUGUUACCAUCAUUGGGUAUGGGACAACUGAAGAUGGCACCCCCUAUUGGUUAAUCAAGAAUUCAUGGUCUGAUACGUGGGGUGAGAAUGGCUACAUGAAGAUUCUUAGAAACGCUGAUGCCCCAGGUGGUGUUUGUGGCCUCGCUAUAAGACCUUGCUAUCCGACUAUGUAAUGUAUUAAUCAAAGGGCGGAGUGAGCUUCUCCACUUUGCCUAUAGGUUAUAAGUACUACAGACAAAACCCAUAGGCUGUGAAAAUGCCCAUAUUUUGUACUUGCAAAAAGUAUGUUCUAUGAAAUUACAUUAUUUUACCUUUAUAUUCAA